AUGAUCAAGGUGCGACUGCGCUUUUAUCUCCUCAGGCGACAGGGGAUGCCAAUGCCUCCCUGGGAUCCUAUCUUCGGAAAUCUACGACUCAUGCCCGGUCUCGCCAGAAAGUGUCCCAGUGAUGCCUUACAAUCCCAGUCAUUUGCCCUGCUCUCGAUGGAGCACCCAGGCCUGCAAAACGGCUUCUAUAUCGAUCUCUGGCCAUUUAUGUGCCCGAUGUUCGUCACUACUACCCCGCCUCUCGCCGUGCAGGCCUGCCAGACCUAUAAUUUGCCCAAACCGACCGAUCUCCUGGCCCCAUUCAUCAACCCCAUGACGGGCGGAAAUAAUUUCUUCACGACCAAUGGGGCAGAGUGGAAGCAUGAUCGUGAUCUGUUCAACCAUGCUUUUAGCAUGACGGCGACGUUGGGCCACGUGGAUUAUAUACUGGACGAAGCAGAGGUCUAUGUCGGGAUUCUCCGCGAACUCACCCAGAGUGGCGACACCUCCUCGAUGGACCAGCUUGCCUGUAAUUAUAUGAUGGAUGUCAUUGGUAAUAUCACAUUGAAUACGCGCUUCAACUACCAGACUGGACACAACCCCAUCGCUGCAUCAAUGCGUGACACCAUUGACCUGGAAUGCGGACGUGAAGGGGAGAACAACCCUUUUCGACGCUGGAACUUCUACCGGCUGUAUCGUCAAUGGCGUAAUAGCCGUACCAUGGAUCGCUAUAUCGGUCUGCAGCUUGAAAAGCGCUAUCAGGAAUGGUUGCAGCAUGACCAGACCACGACCCGGGGUAAAUCUAUCAUAGACAUCGUCAUUGCUGAGUAUAUGAAGACCCGACCCACGAGCCAAACCUAUAACUCGACCCUGGACCCGGAGUGUAAGUCCUGGGCCGUUAUACAAAUCCGCCUUUUUCUUUUCGUCGGACACGACUCCACUGCUGUGACUAUUAUCUACUGCCUCUACCUUCUCUCAAACCAUCCCGAGACUCUUGCCAAGAUACGUCUGGAACAUGCGCAGAUCUUUGGUUCCAAGACUAGCGUUGCAACGCAGAUUAAACAGCAUCCCGAGAUGAUCAACCAAAUGCCUUAUACCCAUGCCGUUAUUAAAGAGACACUCCGCCUCUUUCCGCCAGCGAAUGGCCUCCGAUUCGGCCGUCCGGGUGUUUCUCUCACUGACACCCACAGUCCUGAUGGAAGGACUUUCCCGGUGGACGGCUGCGCGGUCUGGAUUGUACAUACCGCUAUCCAACGAAACACAGGUUACUGGCCCUAUCCGCACAAUUUUAUUCCCGAUCGCUGGCUUGUCCAGCCCGGGCACGAGCUUUAUCCACCGACGGGCGAGCGCGGGGCGCGAGACUGUGUAGGGCAGAACAUGGCAUUUCUGGGUAUCAAGAUUACGCUGGCCAUGGCGGUACGGGAGUUCGACUUUGACAGUCAGUAUGAGUGGGAUCGCGAGAAUCCAGAGACCGGAGCAGUGCGGACCAUGUUCGGCGAGAGGGCGUAUCUGGUGGCCAAGGGAGCGGCACAUCCAGCCCAGGGCUACCCAUGUAAGGUUCGACUGGCGGCAUGA
This is a messenger RNA of Aspergillus pseudonomiae, 1554 nucleotides long. RefSeq names its product cytochrome P450. The record is from RefSeq and is a predicted model, not a curated record. The transcript has 3 exons. Bases 1 to 1554 code for a protein of 517 amino acids. Gene Ontology annotation, molecular function: heme binding; oxidoreductase activity, acting on paired donors, with incorporation or reduction of molecular oxygen; monooxygenase activity. Lineage: Eukaryota; Fungi; Ascomycota; Eurotiomycetes; Eurotiales; Aspergillaceae.